Messenger RNA from Xyrichtys novacula (pearly razorfish), 1493 nucleotides. The record is from the annotation of a GenBank genome assembly. Lineage: Eukaryota; Metazoa; Chordata; Actinopteri; Labriformes; Labridae.
GAGAGUGAGAGUGAGAGUACCUGGGGAUGGAGAUAAAGCGUCCUUUGGUUUCACCGUUAAAAAGGCAUAUUUGGGCGUAUAAAAAAAUCUGAUUCAAGGAGGAGCGAUGACGAGAAAAGGAAUAAAAGCUGGUACAAGGGAGUGGUUCGGAGGGAAUAUACAUCUAUGAAACUUUCACUGCCGGUCAGUCGAACUGUAUUUCCUUCUGAAGCUGCCAUCACACAGUGUCAUCAUGAAAGGUGAGGCUUCUUGCAUUUACGGAAGAGGAUAUUCGUCGCAGUAACAGUCAGCUAAUGCAAUGGUUUUUGCAUGUUUCUCUUUUCCUCUAGUUUUUAUGCUACUGUGCCUGCUGUACUCGGCUUAUGGACAGAUGCCCAGUCCCUCAUUUGGCUGGAACUCACCAGAAGACCAAGCCGAAGGCAAAGGUGAGGAAUCCUGUUGAUCAAUUUUGUGCAUGAGUUCAAACCUGCAUCUGUACUACUUUCUUGUACAUGUGUGUUUUAGAGUGCAGGGAUUCCCAGGGUGCUUGUGGCUGCUGUACGAUGCUCCUUGAGGUCGAUAGGUUAAAGGCUAGCUUUAACAAGACUCUGAGCCAGUUGGAAAGCGAUUACAAGAGCACAAAGGAAAGUUUUGACAACUUUAAAGGUGAGGAAUAAAUUCAGCAGUGGGAGGUGAAGCAUCUUGAUUUCUUACUUAGUAAUCCAUUGUCUAUUCUUGCCUCUCUAGCUCGCCGUGCUGCCUUUUCUGCCACUCUGUCUACAAAUGGCUCCCCCAGAUGUAUCAGUGCCACCAGUACAAACCAAUACAUCAGUUACAAUCAUGUCCUCCUAAAUGUGGGCAGUGGCUACGAUCCAGACACAGGUAUCUUCACUGUUCCCUUCUCAGGUGUCUACAGCAUCACCUUCACUGUCUACAGCGAUGCAGGGGCUCCCAAAAGCCAGUUGGCUGCCUGCGCCAGACUCCAGGUUAACUCAGAGACCGUGGCUGCUGCAUUGGACAUAAACAAAUUUGACCACGAGGACAGUUCCUCUCAAGUCAUCGCCCUCCAUCUGUACGAAGGGGACCAGGUAGCUGUCAACAUCCACAACGAAUGUUUCCUCUGUGAUGACAGUGGCCGCUACAACACUUUCAGCGGCUUUCUGCUGUACCAUACUGAAUGAGAUAGAAGGGAGGAGUAAGCUGGUGGAAAAUCUUUGGGUUAUGUUUUAUCUGACUUUGCUCUUUUUUAAGGAACACUGAAAACUUAAUUGGUCAAAGCAUAACAGUCCUUACCUGUAACCGCCUGUCUCUUUAUGAUGGUUGUGUAAUGUUACAACUGGUGACAAGAAAUAAACCUGUGUGGUUCAAAGACAUGAAAAGUUCAAAAACAACACGGUCAUGAAAACAAAGAGAUUGUUAAAGCUAUUCAAAUGUUACUUUCUAUAUUAAAAACACUAUGUAUAUGAACUUUGGUUCAAAUGAAUGAUUUCUGAAUAAAGCACUUUAGUCCCACU